AUGAAUCCACCUUCUCACCACUUCAUCCCUCCACUUAUUAACCAGGUCGGAAAUGACGAGGAAGGCGAAGAAACUACAGAGAUUCCCAACACGGGUCAAGAGAAAGAGGCCCCAACAAAGACCACGGAAGCUGUGAAGGUCGAACCAAAAACAGAGACAGAGGUGCCUUCAACUAUGAAGACGCAACAAUCCCAGUCUUUGCCGGCCGCUACAGAGAGUGGUGAUUGCACCAUUACCAAGGCAAUGGCCAAUCUGAGUGUUGCUUCGACAUCGUCUACAACAACAACUACCACUACUACUACGACGUCGACUACAACGACUACCACAGCUUCAUCGAAACCCUCAGUUCUUCAACGACCUUGGGCAGAUCGCCUAUUGGCUGCUGCGAGGGUUCAGCAUGCACAACAGGGAGACAACGCUCAGGCUAUUCUUGAGGACCACUGUUCUCGCAUCUGGGACACGUCAGCCGAUCGGACACCAACAAGUAGUAGUGGUAGUGGAGGCGAUGGUCUUGGUGUAUCCGCCUUACGACCUCGUCUGGAUGCUCCUGGAAAGUCACCCGCACCGAUUGUAGGGACAGCAAAGCAGGCUACAAAGAGGAGAGAGGAGGAGGAGGUGGACGAUGAUUGUAUCCACCCUCCACUGCUUCAGGAGUCCUCCUCUCCACCCAGUGCCACCACAACUACAACUACUAAUUCUUCUACACGUUUCGACUUCCACCAGCAGGUCAAUGAGAGCCAACUAGUUGAUGUCACCUCGAUGCGACUACAAGCACGGUGCACCUCAUCACCAGCGGCAUCUUCAACUGCUACUGGCGGCGGCGGCGGUGGUGGUGGUGGCGGCGGCAGUGUAGGUUCUGGAGGUGGCAGUGGUGGACUGGUUGUUGGUUACUACCUUUGCGAUGAUCCAGUUCCCUAUCGCAGUCAAUGGCCAUCAAAUGUUAUCACUCUGGGACAAUUCAAACAUCUCGUUCCCAAGAAGGGUCUUUUCCGAUUCUUUUUCAAGACCACCUCUGAUGAGUUUGACUCUGGAGUGGUGCAUCAGGAGAUCUCCAAUGAUGAUGCUGUUCUGCCUCUGUGGGAGGGCAAAGUAGUCGCCAAGGUGGAGCGUGUGGAACAGUAG
This is a messenger RNA of Hydatigera taeniaeformis, 1122 nucleotides long. The record is from the annotation of a GenBank genome assembly. Lineage: Eukaryota; Metazoa; Platyhelminthes; Cestoda; Cyclophyllidea; Taeniidae.